This is a messenger RNA of Cryptomeria japonica (Japanese cedar), 3777 nucleotides long. Its product is annotated as polyprotein of EF-Ts, chloroplastic. Gene Ontology annotation, cellular component: mitochondrial matrix. Gene Ontology annotation, biological process: mitochondrial translational elongation. Gene Ontology annotation, molecular function: translation elongation factor activity; protein binding. The transcript is spliced from 5 exons. The coding region runs from base 335 to 3469 and encodes 1044 amino acids. Lineage: Eukaryota; Viridiplantae; Streptophyta; Pinopsida; Cupressales; Cupressaceae. The record is from RefSeq and is a predicted model, not a curated record.
UCUAAUCUCAUUUCUUAAGGAAUAAAUUCAUUUCCCUGGAAUUUCACGCAGCUUUUGUUUUUAUGGAGUUCAUUUAGUUGAAAUUAGACAAGGGUGUUACUUCAACGACUCAAGUGAAUUGAAUUUCAUACAGGCUUUGUUUCAGUAAUAGACAGCAAAAUUUGUCAGGAGCCAACUUAAUUUGCAGAGCUCAAUGUAGUUGGCAUGCGUAAUAGGGCUUUAAGACAACAAUUUUGAUUUUUGAUCUCAAUAAAGUGUAAAAGGCAUGGUCUCAGGGGCGAAGUCUUUGUAGGUUCCAAGCUAGACCUCAUUUACUUUCAGGAGUCACUUAAGCAUGUUAUCUGCAAUUCUUUGUCCCAUCGGGACUAUCCAGUAUAUGCCAGGAAGGACUGUUAACACAAGGACCAGGAAGCAUUCAAAAAGUUCAGUAUCUCCCCAAAAUUCCAUAGUUUCUGCGAUAUCAAAUAAGACAUUACCUUUGAGAUCAUUUUCAAAUAAUUUCACUUUUUAUCAGAGAGAGAGGUAUUCCAACAUAGGACAUGGCUCAAUAUUACACAGACUUUCAGCAUCAAUUGGGAAAGAAGUGACGCUUGAGGAGCCAAACAUUGACAUUGAUCAGGAUGCUGGGCAAAGUGGAGGUGUGGAUAAUCCAUCAGAAGGUGAUAAAUCAUAUGAAUCUGGCUCAUCAUCAGAAACUGAAUCAGUUGCUGCUAAAGAUUCUUCGAGUUCAGGACAGUCAAAACUCACUAGAAAUAUUAGCAGGAAUGAGAACCCAAGAGUGCCAAAUGAAGAAUUGGUUCCUGGUGCAACUUUUACAGGGAUAAUUAGAAGAAUACAGCCAUUUGGCGCUUUUGUUGAUUUUGGAGCUUCCAUGGAUGGACUAGUACAUAUAUCCAGGCUUAGUGAUAGCUUUGUUAGAGACAUAAAUGAUGCUGUUUCAGUUGGGCAAGAGGUGACUGUUAGGAUAGUAGACGUGAAACUAGAAACAGGACGUAUUGCUCUAUCAAUGAAAAGUAGUGAUGAUUCAAACAGGCCAAGUCAAGUACAAUCUUCUGCUCUUAAUUCUGGAGAAGGCGGUGUUAGACCUGUUCAAAUUGGAAAGGGUGCUGGACGAUUCAGCAAUGAAAAGAGAGAGGUGACUCAAAAGAGGUCCAAAUUGAAGCAAGGACAAAUUGUAGAAGGGAAUGUCAAGAAUAUAGUAAACUCUGGAGCAUUUAUAUCACUUCCUGAUGGUGAAGAAGGCUUUCUUCGUUCAAACGAGGCAUCUCAGAAUCUUUCUGGAAAAAUGGAAUUACAAAUUGGACAAAAUGUUAGUGUUAGAGUAUUGCGUAUUGAGAAGGGAAAGGUGAAUUUGACAAUGCAAAAUGAGGAAGAGGAGGAAAGUUUUAAAAUUGUGCUUAAUAAAGGUUCAAUUGGAGCUGCUUCAAAUCCUUUUGAGUUGUUCUUUCGCAAAGAUCCUGUUAUUUCUUCUCUUUUAGAAGAAAAGGAGAAACUGCAGGAAAAUGGUAGGCUAGUAGAAUCUCAGGCAGAGGUUGCAGCUGAGAAUCUUGAGGAACAAGAAGAAGAAAAAGUAGGGACUGUAGGGUCUGGGGAAGAAGCUGCAUUAACUGAGGAAGUUGAUGACAAAAUUUCAGUAGAGGAUAUCACUCAAAUACCAGAAAGCAUUAGGAAAGAUAAAGGAUCUGAAAUGCUUGAAACAAACGAGUCAUUGACAAAUGAGAAAACAGAGCAAGUGGAAGACUUUUCUGUGUUAUCAACUGAGAAAGUAGUUUCCACUGAAUAUCUCACAAAAGAGGUAAGUGAUAUCCAAGAUAAUGAAGUGAAUGCUAUGAAGUAUAUUUCAGAUGACAAAAAAGACGUUGAACCUAUAGCAGAUCUGGAAAAUUCCGGACCCACUUCAGAAGCCAGCCCAAAUGAUGUCUCUUCUAAUUAUGAGCGAACUGCAAUUUCUGACUCAAGUCAUGCAGUCUCUGAUGCAUAUUCAUCAGGCAAAAUUAUUAAUGUGCCUGGUGAUGAAAGCCCUCUGCUAGUCACUAAGACAGAGACAGAUACAAUGGCACCCACAAACUCCCGUGUUAUUUCUGCUGCUCUUGUCAAAAGGCUACGAGAGGAAACAGGAGCAGGCAUGAUGGAUUGCAAGAAGGCUCUUACAGAAACAGGUGGUGACCUUGAAAAGGCAUCUGAAUUUCUCAGGAAGAAAGGACUAGCAAGUGCAGAGAAGAAGGCUACUCGAAUUGCAGCUGAAGGGAGAAUAGGAUCUUAUAUUCACGAUAGUCGUAUUGGUGUGUUAAUUGAAGUUAAUUGUGAAACAGAUUUUGUUGCAAGGGGUGAGAUUUUCAAGGAAUUAGUAGAAGACAUGGCAAUGCAGAUUGCUGCCAGUCCAAAUGUUCAAUACGUAUCUGUAGAGGAUGUUUCUGAAGAUAUUGUGAAUAAAGAAAGGGAGAUUGAACUGCAGAAAGAGGAUCUUCUUAAUAAGCCAGCAGAAAUUAGAGAAAAAAUUGUCGAUGGACGCAUUGGAAAGAUACUUAAGGAAUUGACCCUAUUAGAGCAGCCUUAUAUAAAAAAUGAUAAGAUCAUUGUAAAAGACUGGAUUAGACAAAGCAUUGCAACCUUAGGGGAAAACAUUCGAGUAAGAAGAUUUGUUCAAUACAAUCUGGGAGAAGGUUUGGAAAAGAAAAGCCAGGACUUUGCAGCAGAGAUCGCUGCACAAACUGCUGCAAAUGUGUCACCCUCAAUGCUAACAGAAAAACCUGGAACUGGAGCUGAAUCCUCUACAAUAGUUGAAGAAAUCAAACCUCCUGUGGAAAAGCGAACACUCAUCUCUGCAGCAUUGGUAAAACAACUUCGGGAGGAAACUGGGGCAGGUAUGAUGGACUGUAAGAAAGCUCUUACAGAAACAGGUGGUGACCUUGAAAAGGCCCAGGAGUUUUUGAGGAAGAAAGGAUUAGCAAGUGCUGACAAGAAGUCAGGAAGAAUAGCAGCCGAGGGAAGAGUAGGUUCCUAUAUCCAUGACAGCCGUAUUGGUGUUCUAAUUGAGGUUAACUGUGAGACAGAUUUUGUUGCAAGGGGGGAUAUCUUCAAGCAACUAGUAGAAGACUUGGCAAUGCAGGUGGUUGCCUAUCCACAAGUUCAGCAUGUCAGUGUGGAGGACAUCCCAAAGAAAAUAGUGGACAAGGAAAGAGAGAUAGAGAUGCAGAGGGAAGACCUUCUUACGAAACCUGAGAAUAUUCGAGAAAAGAUUGUUGAAGGGCGGAUAACAAAGAGGUUAGCUGAGAUAGCACUGCUUGAACAACCUUUUAUCAAGGAUGAUAGCAUUCGUGUUAAAGAUUUUGUUAAACAGGCAGUUGCAUCUUUAGGAGAAAAUAUUCGAGUGAGAAGAUUUAUACGAUACAAUCUUGGUGAAGGCAUCGAAAAGGAAACUAAAGACCUUGCCACAGAAAUUGCUAAACAGACAACAUUGAAGAUAUAGCUCUAAAAUAUUAAUUCUUCAUUUCAAUAUAGGCAGUACUCAAGAAAACAAUUAUUUGUUUAAGGCUGAUUACACCUCUUGGUGCUGCUUAGGAAAAUAAAGCUGUACCUCUUGCAAUACUAGACAGCAUGCCCAUCUUGGAGAGCAAUGCAUACUUUUGUCGGCUCCGUCAGGGGUUUGAAAUUUUCCGCAUCAUUUAAUGGUCAUGGUUGCAUAGCUCACUGUAAAUCUUAAACUUUCUACUUGCUAUGGUUUAUGUUGAUAUUAUUUUCCCAAAAAAAAAAGUAAAAUUUCUCUACAGUUGUAAA